Argiope bruennichi is the source of this 1197-nucleotide messenger RNA. RefSeq lists its product as uncharacterized. NCBI's taxonomy places the organism in Eukaryota, Metazoa, Arthropoda, Arachnida, Araneae, Araneidae. The transcript is spliced from 3 exons. The record is from RefSeq and is a predicted model, not a curated record. Bases 1 to 1197 code for a protein of 398 amino acids.
AUGCAACUCCACAAAUGGGUUUCAAACCAUCCUGAAUUAUUAGGGAAUAAUCAAAACUUAAAUUUUGAAUUCCCAGACUUAACAACAGUUAAAACGCUCGGAAUGCAAUGGCGUCCCACAUCAGACAUUUUCACGUUUGAAGUGACUGUCAGUUUGAAUAACAAUUACUCAAAACGGGAAGUCCUUUCAGUCAUAGCAAGACUGUUUGAUCCUUUGGGUAUUAUCAGUCCAAUUGUAACUAUCGCUAAGAUAUUUCUUCAGAGACUUUGGCAACAAAAGCUAAAUUGGAAUGACACUAUUCCACAAAACGAUUUGAAUGACUGGUUAAAAUUCUUAAAAGACUUACCGGCAGUGAACCAGUUAAAAAUUCAAAGAUGUGUUAUCAUCAAGAAUCCCACCACCAUAGACCUACAUUGCUUCUGUGAUGCCUCAAAUAAAACCUACGGUGCAGUCAUCUAUGUGUGCUCAAAAAAUAAAUCCGGUGAAGUGAAAACAAGUCUUUUGUGUAGCAAAUCGCGAGUGUGUCCAAUCAAGGAAUCAACAACACCUCGUCUGGAGCUGUCAGCAGCACUACUUUUGGCACGACUUGCAUCAAAGGUGAUUUCGAUCUUACCUGUGACAAUAAAUCACUUCUAUAUGUGGUCAGAUUCUACAAUCACCUUAGCCUGGAUAAAAACUCCCCCAGAAAAAUUGAAACCAUUUGUUUCCAAUCGUGUUAGAAAAAUUAACAGUUUGUGUCCAAAUUAUGACUGGAGACAUAUUAAAUCUAUAGACAAUCCAGCAGACUUAAUCUCCAGGGGAACGUCUGCAACAAAUUUGAUAAACAGUCAAAUUUGGUUCAAUGGGCCCCAAUUUCUACAGUCUGAAAUUCCCCAUAAAAAGGAUGCUAUAGAUUGUGGUCGUUUGCAAAAGUCUACAUUAACUCAAAAUGAAAAGCAUCCUAAGUUUCUUCCUGCUCAUCAUAGACUUACAAAAAUAAUUAUGAAAUCUUUUCACAAACGGUAUUUACAUGUAGGUUCCCAAAUCUUACUCCAUCUUAUCAGACAGGAAUUUUGGCCAGUUGGAGGAAGAAAUUUGGCUAGAAAAAUAGUUAAUGAAUGCAUUGUUUGCUUCAAAAAUAAACCAUUUGCUAAGAAUAAUGUAAAUCUUACUUAUAUGGUUGUAAUCGAGGAUCCAGACUUGCCUCCAUCUAAAUAG